AUAGUGGGGGCGAAAACAGAUUCUCCCACCAAUCGCGCCAGUACCUUCGCCGCGGACCGCGAGUGGCGCGCGUGUCGUGUUCGAAAUUUAAAUACAAAUCCGAUUCGAAAAACAUUCCGUUCCACAUAAUAAACAUAUCGAUAACGUUCUACCCUCGGUCUAUCCAAUUGUAAAGUGUUCACCCGUGUUUCCGUGUAUGUGUUACAGUGUACGUGAUCAGGUGUUAGUUUCCCAAACAAUGUUGAUGUGCAGGCACACGUAUGUCAUUGAAUGAAACGCGUUAGCCAGUUGCAAUCGGCGAAAAUGUGACUGUUAGGCCGCUUUACACUGGUGUUUUUCUCAUACAAAGAUGGCUAUAAACUAUUGAUUUAUAAUGUUAACAAUGCGGCUGUUUAGAAGGAUUACGCUUGUGCUUGUGUGCGUAUUUGUUUUGGCGUUGUCUGUAGCGAGAUGUGAGGAUUCCUCGGAGGUGGUACCAGAAUCGGAGGGCGUAGUGGGGAGUGAUGACCAAAGUGACACACGGAAGGAUGUGAAAACUGGUCUCCUGUCAGGCAAUCGACGGAACACGACACAGGGCAGUACAAACAUAACGAGGGAUUCGUUGCUACUAUCCGUGCUUGCGGCCAGGCGGAAACAAUUCGGCGGGAGGCCACCGACGCUUUUCAGUUCAUUGCCAUCGAUAGCACAAGCCGCUAGAAAGGGCAAUACAACAUAUGCUAAAAUAGAAAUUCGAGAUGCAAAUAAUGUUACAAUAAAAAGGCUAACAUUUGAAGCCUUACCGCUACAAAAAGUAACCACCGAUGCCCCAAAAGUAGGUGAGAUUAGACCGCAUGAAACUAGACAUCUGUUUGUGCCUAGAAUUUUUCAAGACAAUAAAAGUCGAACUGGGUUUGUAAACAAUCGAAGACGAGAUGCACUAAGUAUAAAUAAGGCAGUUCCUACUAUAGAACAUGUGAGUGAAAGUGGAAUAGUAUAUGUUCCACCUGAUAAACUAGAAGGUCUUGACAAGGAGGUAGAUUUAGAUCCAGAUGAAGAAUUUCAGGUUGAUGAAUCUAAUCAUGGUUUAUAUUUGCUUAAUUAUUCCGAUUCCGAAAAUAUAACAACUGGUCUAAAUUUAAACAAAACCGAUGUUGGUACAGAAUUUAAUGAAAACGUUACAGCUAAAGUUGAAAACACAACUGUUUCACAAUUCAGUAAUAACACCACAGACAGAUCGACACAAUCGCCAAAAGAAGAAAUGAUUGAAAAACCAGAAACUAAUAUUAUUAUCAAUAGUACUGAUAUUAGGCAGUUGAAACCUUCAAAAAUUUCAAGUGAUAAAGAUAAAAUAAACCAUACUUUAUUUAUGUCUGAUGAGAUUUAUAACCAUUUUCGACCAUUAGAAAGUGAAUUGCCUGUAGAAGAAAUGGUUCCAUUUAUACAAUUUGGUAAGAAGCUCGAUGGACAGGUUAUUAAUGAUAAUUUAACUAAUUCUCCCUCAUUAUCAGCAUCAACCAAAUCAGUUAAUUUUAUUGCUGCUCCAUUGGAGAAGCGUAAGUUUAAUUCAAGAUAUUCUGCAACAGAAAAAUAUAAAAACACUAGCGCUGAUGAAGAAGAAAUUAAUGAAGAUAUGGAUGUCUCUGUAGUUAAAAAUAUUAUAGAAAAAAAUAAAAUUAGGAACACCGUAAAAGGACCUGCACCAGCGCGGCAUGUCAAUGCGUAUAGAAAAUAUUCAAGUAGUACUCAAGCUACAACUAAAUCUCCAAAUAUUGCAGAACUGAAUGUUACAGAACCUAUAAUAGUAAAUGUCACACCAAAUACUGUAAAUAAAAAUAAAGAAAUUAAUCACGUCAAUACAAAUAUCACUAACACUACCAACACAACAAAGGAGGGAACAAAUAGUACACAAAUAACUAAAGAAAAUAUUCCAAACAGAACUAAUACAACAAUAUUGCCACGAAAUUUUACACGCAAUUAUUUCAAUUUACGUCGCCGACCAGCUCGAGUGACCGCUGCGUUGACUACUGAAAAUAUAAUUCCAUCAGGAGUUAAUGCAACUACAGAAAAAGCUUCUACAUCUGUUUAUACUGCAGUCGUUACUUCAGUAUCAAUAACAUCAUCUAUGAAAGGACAAAAUAAAACUGAUUCACUAAAUAAAGAAUCCGAGAACAGCACCAUGCCGAUAGAAAAUAUCGAAUUAUCAACGAACAGUAGCGAUAUCAAACCAAGUUCUUUGAAUGAAACAGAAAAUACUACUAUUCUCUCUUCAACAAAUAGACCUUCUAGACACAGAAUAAGAAUUAGAACUACGACUACAGAGAGUAGCGUUAAUUCGAGUCCCCGGUCUCCACAAGUGAUAUAUAGACCUUCUGAACCUCCAUUUAUUAGUGAGGUUUCAACUGGGAAUGGAGAUUUAAGAAACGAGACAACUACAUCACGUAUAUCUGAAAGAUUGGCAAACUUAUUAAGGCAAAAUGUUUACGAUACCUUAGCUAAUGGAAGUACGAUUCGACCAAGAAAUAUUCUUAGACGACGACGUCCAACCACAACAAGUACUACUACAUUAUUACCAUCAAGUACGAGUUCAACGACAUAUAGAGCACCGCCACAUAUUUUCAUCCCUACUGAGAAAUCAACUAUAUCUGCACCACAAUCUUCAACACCAGCAAUAAUUGCAACUACCAAAUUAGAAACAGAUAUGAGCACAACGUUUAAACCAUUUGUAGUGACGUCAAAGACGUCAUCUCAGUCUAGAUCGAAACCUGUAUUAAUUGCAUCAAGUGGACCAUCGGCAGAAAUUAAUACAACUACUGUAAAUAUAACAAAUAACAGCGAAGAAGACUCAACAUCACAAAACGAGGAAGUAGUAAUAGAAGCUGAAAAAACAUAUACAGCUUCAUAUGUAUUGGCUGGGUUAGGUUUCUUGCCAAUUGCAGCAAUUGUAGCUUUUGUUUUGAGAAAUGUGUUAAAUAAGAAGACUAAAGAAAUAGAUACGGAGUAUGAAGGAUACUUUGAUGAUAGUGAUAUUAAAAAGGAAUCACCAAUAACAACAGUAGCCCGGCCUCCUCUACCAGCGCCUAGUAAACCUGAUCAGAAAUGGGAAUUUCCUAGAAACAAAUUAAGAUUACAGACUUUGUUAGGACAAGGGAAUUUCGGACAGGUAUGGAAAGCGGAAGCAGAUGACUUGAAUGGUCACGACGGAUUAACACGAUUGGUCGCAGUGAAGAGUAUCAAGGAGACAGCCUCACAGAAAGAGAAACAAGAACUUCUGCACGAAAUUUACAUUAUGCAGAAGAUUGGAACGCAUCCAAAUGUAGUCACACUUCUAGCCUGUUGCACUGAACAAGAACCUUACCUCCUGAUAAUGGAGUAUGUAAUGUGUGGUAAAUUGCUGACCUACCUACGUGAGCGGCGGUCGAGGCCUGACCGUUUUAGUGGGAGCGGAGCACUCACUUCGAGAGAUUUGACAGUCUUCGCCUACUGUGUCGCUAGAGGGAUGGACUAUAUCGCUUCUAAAGGGAUCGUGCACCGAGAUCUGGCAGCUCGCAACGUUCUCGUCGACCACAACAAGCUGUGCAAGAUCGCAGACUUCGGCAUGUCGAGGUGCGCAGGCGCAUCAUCGAGGGCUGCCCGCUCAGCGCUGCCCGUGAGGUGGAUGGCGCCGGAAGCGUUGCUGUACAACGUAUACAGCCAUCCAACUGAUGUGUGGGCAUUUGGGAUACUACUGUGGGAGAUUGUUACUUUAGGUUCAACGCCAUACGCAGCCAUGUCCGGUCGAGAAGUACUUGCCGCUGUGACUGAGGGGUACCGUUUGGAAAGGCCACCACAUUGCAAGCCGCAGCUGUACCGUGCUAUGCACUCCUGCUGGCACGCGGAUCCCUCACAGAGACCUACCUUCGCAGACUUGAAAGCUCAAUUAGCAGAGCUUCUUGACAACGAGCCAUCGGAAGGCAAUUAUGUUGAUUUAGACUCGUUUUAUCAAGAAUCCUCAGUGUAUAGCGAUCCGUCGGCGAUUAUAAAUGAUGACGAGGGGUUAUCGGCGGAGUAUGAUAGGGAACGUCGUGUAUUUAGAGAGUUGAACAACAAGCCGCCAGUCAAAUUUGACAACCGAGCAUUUAGUUUGCGCGAUGAAGAACUACGAAACAAAUUUGGCAUCGGAACCCCGCGAAUGGGCGGAUUCGGCAUUCGAGAUGUGCCCUUCAACGAGAGAAACUUCUCUGACGGCGAAUUCAACGAGCGGGCAUUCACCGACAAAAACUUUGCCGACAGGAACUUCAGCGACAAGAGCUUCGCCGACCGUAACUUUAGCGAUAAAAACUUCGCCGAACGGAACUUCAGCGAUAAGAAUUUCACGGAGAGAAACUUCACUGACAAAAAUUUCAACGACACGACAUUCGCCGAACGGAAAGACGGGAAGCUCUCGACAUCCAGUUUCCACAGAGAAAGGGAGAGAGAGAAUCCUUUAGUCAGUAGGAAUAGUUUCAACGGGUUCCCCAGGAUAGGCACCAGGGACGGCCACUUUCAAAUGACACCCGACGGUAGGAACAAGAGGGUAUCAGAAUUUGAAUGUGACAUUUAAUUUAUAAAUUUAUUUAGAAUAGGCAUCAUUUUAUUUAUUCAAUAUUAGGGUUUAUGAAGAUUUUUGAUCUUCGAAUUUCACAUCACGACAGUACAGUAUGUAAUUAAUGUUAAUUUAUGAAAACUACUUAUAUAUAUAUAUAUAUAUAUAUAUAUAUAUUUUAUAUACUCAAAUAUACAAUGUUAUUUAUAUAUAUAUAUAAGUACAGAACACGUAAAUCUCAAAACAAAUGGUCUUGAUGAUAGAAUCGGAGAGCAUGCAUUUGUUUGUAACAAAUACUUGCUCUCUGAUCCUAUCUAUACAACAGUAUCAUAUAAUAAUAUAUAACAAUGCAACUCCAUAGAAAUUAGGUGCGUCUGAUUUAUGUAGGUGUGUACCUAUGGAUAACAGUCGUUUGUUAAGAUUUGAUCAUGUAGUUUAUAGAUGGAACUACGUAAAAUAAAAAAAAUUGAAAGUAUUCUUGGCAAUGUCUUGUAGCUCAAAAAUAGUAAGUAACUAAAAUACGAUUUGGCUUAUAACGAUGAUGCCUAAUUUAUCUCAAUAUGAUUCAGUGAAAUUGACUGAACGUAUUAUAAUGAUUAUUGUAUUAGGUAAUAAGUAUUAUUUUGCCGCCACGCACUGAUGUAUUUUGUUUGUUUUAAAGCACGUGUGGAACUAGUUUCGAAAUAAGUUCUCAUUUCAAUACAAAAAUAUUAAAGUUUCAAUAUUCAGAUAAUGGAUAUUUUGGAACUUAAUGGAAUUUGGAAUACAUCCUUAUAAGUGUAAACAUUUGCACUAUUACUUACAAUGAUUUUUCUGUAUCAAAACAUUAAAAAAUUAUAUAUGCUUUUGACAAAGCCCACAAAAGGACUUAGAAGCAAAACUUAUGCAUUACUUGCUCCAUAAAAAGUCCUGUAGAAUUAGUAUAAGUGUUUUCACUUAAAACGAUGUUCCAAUAUAAUUGAAAUUAGGAAACUUGAAACUGUAUUACUGUAUUAAUAUUGUAAAUAAUCGUUAAUUUAUAACAGUAUUGUGUGUUAUGUUGUGUAUUAUGUUUUGAAUAUCGAUGUAUUGUAAAUAUAUUAUGGUAGUUUGUAAUUGUAAAGAACUGUUUUAUUAUAAUGACUCGUUUACAGUUUUUAUGAAGGAAGUCUAUUUCUGGUUGGACCUUUAAACAAGAUGAUAUGGAAAUUCUUAGCAUUUUUUUAGUAAAGUUUUCUACCAGUGAAAUUAAAUUGGUUUCACUCAAAGAAAUACGUGUUGAAAUAUGAAAGUUCGAGCCUUCUGCACUAACUUGAUAUCUAGUGCACCAUAUUAGUUUAGGAUGGUCGGAAAUUUUAGUGGUUUUAAAAAUUUUGGAAUGACAAAUAUAAUUUUACUGGUAGACAACUUUCUUAAAAAGAUAUCAACGAUUUCCAUUUCACUGUGUAAAUUUUAUUCUGGUAUGUCACUUAACUAAAAAUUAUAAGUUUUGUCUUAGUUUAUCCAUAUGUGUAGUCACUUAUAUACGUCUUUAUAUAUGUUAUAAUAUGUAUAAUUUAGAUAUUAUAAAUGAUACGUAUAUAACCUAAAUAAGGACAUAUGCAACAACUAUAUGUAAAAAUUAUUUACAUUGACUUUAUUUCAGUUUUGUGACGUAAUAACAAUCAGUACCUAUAUAUUUAUAUCUAUGUUUUGUUUAUUUUAAUUUUAAUAAUUUUAUAUGCAUAUAUUCACCAAAAAUAUUGUUAAAUCUGUACUUAAUAAUACGUUGUCCACGAUGUUUUGUUCAAGUUAACAAUUAUAUUAAUUUGUUGGAUCACAAUGGUGCUAAACGGGAGUACUUCAUGAUAACUGUUGAUGUAAAUAUAAAAUUAUAGAUUUUUUUUACCCACGUUAUACUUUCACAUAAUUUUCUUUCUUGGAAUCUCAGUUCAUUAUUAUUUUCUAGUCUUUAAUAAAUGUAUGAUAUGGGAUGUUAUAAGAUCUGAUAUAUUGUAUAAGUUUGAAAGAUAUAUUUUAUUACGAAAUAUUAAAAAAUAUAAAAAAUA
Galleria mellonella (greater wax moth) is the source of this 6567-nucleotide messenger RNA. RefSeq names its product probable serine/threonine-protein kinase dyrk2. Lineage: Eukaryota; Metazoa; Arthropoda; Insecta; Lepidoptera; Pyralidae. The transcript is spliced from 8 exons. The record is from RefSeq and is a predicted model, not a curated record. Gene Ontology annotation, biological process: multicellular organism development; protein phosphorylation; cell surface receptor protein tyrosine kinase signaling pathway. Gene Ontology annotation, cellular component: signaling receptor complex. The coding region runs from base 374 to 4558 and encodes 1394 amino acids. Gene Ontology annotation, molecular function: transmembrane receptor protein tyrosine kinase activity; ATP binding.